AUGCAACUCUUCUGCUCCCUCGAAGAAGUUCGGACGGCAGUACGCAUAUUUGCCGGCGAGGCCUUCGCUAUGUGCAUAGUCAUGAGCGCUAGUGUCCUGGGUCCGCAGGUUACGGCCACCCGCGGCGGUUCUGCGGCCUUUCCUAUCGGCGCUGCUGUCUACACAGCCAUCUGGUUAAAUCAAAGGGCUCUGCUUGACAACCUUUGGAUCCACUGUGCAUCAAAAAUUCGAAUUAAAAACGACUGCGUUGUUGGUCGGAAACAGGUCCGCACCUCUUUGGCUUACCACAGCGAUGAACGCAACGGUUUGACUGUCAUCCCCGUCAAGAUCCCGCAGCAGGGCAGCUGCAGAAACGGUGGUUCGUGUAAUGACUAUCUUAAAGUCAUAGUAGGCUUGCGCGGCACCUGUCGCACUCCCUUCUCUCUUGGUUAUCUGCGC
Molecule: messenger RNA, 438 nt
Organism: Dibothriocephalus latus
Lineage: Eukaryota; Metazoa; Platyhelminthes; Cestoda; Diphyllobothriidea; Diphyllobothriidae
Source: the annotation of a GenBank genome assembly